Molecule: messenger RNA, 4533 nt
Organism: Funneliformis geosporum
Lineage: Eukaryota; Fungi; Glomeromycota; Glomeromycetes; Glomerales; Glomeraceae
Source: the annotation of a GenBank genome assembly
AUGUCUCUAAAUAACGUAAUUUUCAACGUAGGAGGGACAAAAUUUGAAAUAUCAACCAGUUUAUUACAAAAAUAUCCCAAUUGUAAACUAUCUGCCCUUACUAAUAAGGCUUCUUCUGAAAUCUUUAUUGAUCAUAAUCCUUUGGCAUUUGGGGUGAUCCUCGAUUACCUUCGUUCUAACAAAUUAUUAGUACCAAAAUAUGUUGCCAAAGAAGUUGUUGAACUACAGUUAAAAGAGUUUAAUAUACCUUAUGAUAAAAUUAUCGAACCAGAUAUUAUGAACAAAGAUGAUAUUUUACCUAGUUAUGAAUCCGCUAUUGGUGGAUUUACUGCUCCUUAUAGAGAUGAAAAAAAGAUUUAUCAAACUUCUUUAAAAGAAACGGUUAUCAAUACCGGUAUAAGGAGAUUGGAAACGUUGAUUCAAGAUGUCAUUCUUCCGUACUUGAAACGUCAUGCUAAACGUGGACAUCGACAAGUAACAUUUUAUUUGACGCCAAGUAUAAUCACACCUGAAAAUCUUACAACGGAUCUAACGGAUCCACAUGAAUGGAUUCAUCUUCCACACUCCUCACAAUCCCAAUUAACUCGCUCCUUUAAUUCUGUUGAGAAAGCUGACGAUGAGGAAGAUUAUGAUGAUUUGCCUGAUAUCAAAUUUUUGUUACAAAAUGAUACCUUGGAUAAAUUACAAGAUCUUAUUAUCACAAAGUCUGGCGUUAAAAAGGUUAUUGCCAAACAAACCGAAAUCUGUUGUAGAACUGAAAAUGAAUUCGGUUUAUUGUCAUCGAAAUCUUUUGAAAUUAUUCAAGUUGAUGUGUCAAAUGCACCAUUAAAUCCUUCAACGGCAAUAUUUAACGCAAUAUUACAAAACAAUGUAGGAUUAGUUAGAUCGAUAUUAAAUCAAACGCAGUUUAACCCAAAUAAUCUAAGAAAUAAAGAUGGGAAGACCCCGUUAAUGGUAGCAGCUUGUGAAAACUGCCCUGACGUUGUAAAAUACUUGGUUGGAUUACCAAGCGUAAACAUUGAUUUACAAAAUAAUGAUGGUGAAUCGGCAUUGUAUCAAGCCGCUUCGUUGGGAAAUGUUGAAGUUGUUAAUAUCUUGAUGAAUGCUAAUGCUAACAUUGAAAGUAGUAAUAGAGAAAAUAUAACCCCGCUUAUCAUCGCAGCUUAUAAUGGUCAUGCUGAUGUUUGCCGUGAACUUAUCGAUCACGGUUAUGCCAAUGUGAAUUUUCAAGAUAGUUCUUCUAAAACCGCCUUAUUAUUGGCUUCUUAUGAAGGUCACGUUGAAACCGCUAAAGUGUUACUAGCUCGAGGUGCAAGUGUGUACAAUUCAGAUAAGUAUGGAUGGACCGCGUUAAUGCUCGCUGCUUUUUCUAACCGAGUAGAAAUGUGUCGGUUGUUGUUGGAGCAUGACGCAGACAGAUCGGUUACAGCGGACAAUGGGAAAACAGCGUCUAUACUUGCUCGUGAUGCUGGACAUUUUGACUUGGCAAACAUGAUCGAGAAUUAUCCUCAUCGUUCGAAUGGAAUAUCUUUUCAAGGAUCAGGAAGGGUUCCUACAAUGACGCCGCAACAUCUGAUUGAACAAAAUAAUAUGGUUCAAAACUUUUAUCCAGAGAUUCCAAUCAAUAAUACAAAAGGAUAUUUGAUUCCAUCAUAUCGUAAAGAUUCAAAACGUAUUAGAAUUCAACGUAAGAAUUCAGAACAUCUUAAUUAUACAGAACUUCUUAAUUCUCAAUAUCGUAAUAAUAUUACGGGAAACAAUAAUACAAAUAAUGGGAAAUAUGUAAAGACAACACCGCAUUUAAAAAAUGAAAUGGCACCAAGAGAAAGUAAAACUCCUUGGGUAUUAUUUUCGUUGGCAGUCACGGCAUGUUUUUGUAAUCCUUGCCUUUCCACCAUUGGUAAGAUGAAAGAUCCUAAUGUACGUCAAGCUUGGCGCGAAAAAGUCGCUUUGGUGGUUAUUAUCUUAUUAAUAUCAUCAUUCAUGGGAUUUUUGGCAUUCGGCUUGGCAACCAUCGCUUGUGGAAAACAUAAAGAAACAUUUUAUAAAGAAGAUGUAUUUGAAACAUAUGGAACGAACCAACAGGGUCAAAAAGCGCAUAUUAUUUAUGGCAAACUCUAUGAUACUGGACAAUAUAUACUUUUUGGUAAUCAUCGUCCGUUAACGCCUCCUAUCGAUGAUAAAGAUUUAGAACCUUUAAUAUUUCCAACGUUUGGACAAGAUAUCUCGGAAUAUUUUCCUCAAAAUAAUGAAGAUUUAGGAUGUCCUUUUGCUCCUAAAAAUGGUGGACCCAUAUGUAAUAAAGCGAUUGAAACGAAAGAUCCAUUAUUACAUUGUCAUAUUUCCAACCAUGUCUAUGAAACAUUAAAGUACCUCGAUAUGAAAAUAAGCGUUUCUUAUUCAUGGCAAAAUAUAACUAAAGAUAACAGCACCUUGGUUGUUUAUAAUAAUAAGGUAUAUGAUUUAGGAAACUAUCUUGAUCCUUCAAAUGAUGAUAAGUGGCUUGGAGAUGAUAGCGUUACAGAAUGGCUUCGAGGUCACCUCGGAAAAGAUGCAACAAAAGAUAUUCGUCGCACGAUUAGAGGAAAUAACAUAUCAAAAUGUUUGCCAAAUUUUGAAGUAGGAAUCGUUGAAGGAACAACCAUCGGAUGUUUCGCAAAUAGAUUGAUUAUCCUUUUAAUGUUAGUCGUAUUCACAGGAAUUUCUUUGAUCAAGUUUAUUUCCGCUAUAGCAUUUGAUUGGUUUUUAUCAUGGCAGCUUGGUAAAAUAUCAAAGAAACCAAAGACCGAUGAUACGACUUCACACAUUUUAUUAUUAGUCACGUGUUAUUCGGAAGGUGAACUUUCAAUGCGCACAACGCUUGAUUCAUUGGCCAGUACGGAUUACUCUGACAAGCAUAAAUUAUUAAUCGUAAUCGCUGAUGGUGACAUAACCGGAUCAGAUAAUGAUAAAUCAACUCCGGAGAUAUGCAAGGAUUUAAUUGAACCAUACAAUUUAUCUAAUUUCGAGUCACCGAUACCACAAUCAUACUUAGCCAUAGGAGAAGGUAAAAAGCAACACAACAUGGCAGAAGUCACUAUCGGAUAUUAUAGUUGUAAUGGACAUCGUGUUCCAAUGUGUUUGAUUAAUAAAGUUGGCACACCAGAAGAACGAAAAGGGCUUAAAGCUGGUAAUCGUGGUAAACGAGAUUCACAGCUUAUAUUAAUGAAAUGGCUUAGCAAUAUAUGUUUUAACGAACGUAUGACACCAUUGGAAUUCGAAUUAUUUGAAAAGGUACGAACGUUAACGGGAGUAACACCUGAUAAAUAUGAGAUGAUACUAAUGGUUGAUGCAGAUACGCUAGUAAUGAAGGAUAGCGUUAGUAGAAUGGUUGCAGCAAUGGAACGGGAUCCAAAUGUUAUGGGACUUUGUGGGGAAACGAAAAUAGCAAAUAAGAGAACGAGUUGGGUUACAAUGAUACAAGUAUUUGAAUAUUAUAUAUCGCAUCAUCUUGGAAAAUCUUUUGAAUCAAUGUUUGGUGGAGUAACCUGUUUACCAGGGUGUUUUUGCAUGUAUCGGAUCAAAGCACCAAAAUAUGAUGGAUAUUCCGUUCCCAUACUCGCAAAUCCUGAUAUCGUAGAAUUAUAUUCUUCAAAUACCGUGGAAACGUUGCAUCAAAAAAAUUUGUUGCUCCUUGGAGAAGAUAGGUACCUUACCACUUUAAUGUUGAGAACAUUCCCGAAACGUAAAAUGAUUUAUGUACCAAAGGCGAUAUGUAAAACUGUAGUACCGGAUGAGUUUAAAGUAUUAUUGUCACAAAGAAGAAGGUGGAUCAACUCUACGAUACAUAAUUUGAUGGAAUUAAUUCUCGUACCACAACUUUGUGGAAUUUUCUGUUGUUCCAUGCAAUUUGUUAUAUUUUUGGAAUUAGUUGGAACGGUUAUAUUACCUUCUUCACUAAUAUUUUUGAUAUAUUUGAUCAUUUCCGGUGCCUUUGGUGUUGAUAUUACAUUACCCUUGAUUUUUAUUGCCGCCAUGUUUCUUUUACAAGCGUUUUUGGUCAUAUUUACCACACACAAAGUUGUUUAUGUUAUGUGGAUGUUUGUUUUUAUUUCGGCCAUGCCUAUUUGGAAUUUCAUCUUACCUGCCUACGCGUUCUGGCAUUUCGAUGAUUUUUCGUGGGGUGAAACUCGUAAAAUUUCUGGUGAAGAUAAAGGUCAUGGGGGUGACUCAACUGAUGUAUUUGAAAGAAAUCAGGUUACAAGAAAGAAAUGGAUUGAAUGGAAACGCGACAAUAAUAAUGACAAUAAUCCUUCAAAGAUUCAACAACCGACAACCGUACAAAAUCAACUCCCGUCUCAGAGAGUUUUCCCGGGUGGAUUUGCUCCUCCAAUACCAACCACAAUAACAUCACCACUACCACCACCGAAACCAGCCAAUAUUUAUAAUAACCUUAAUAAUAAUAGUAGCCAUAGUAUAACGGGUUCAAGACCUAUGGGUCCAAGGAGGCCAAUUAAUUCUGCUGGUUCAAAAAACUUUGACAUUAAAUAUUAG